AUGGAGCUUGUCUCAAAAUCCAAGUACACCCACUUUCGCAGUGAAUCUCUGAGCUCCACGGAUGAAACCAACUCAAAUCCAUCGCCGUUCCCUGCCUCCAGCCCGACCUCACCCCUCACUCCGUCUCCAGGUUUGCCCUCCUCGCUGUCCUCCUCCUCUCUCACACCGAUGCUGCCGCCAGUGUCCCCACGCCCAGCCGAGAACAGCCCCACCACAUUGUGCUCCUUCUUCCCCAGGAUGAGCUCUCUGCGCCUGGGCGUCUCUGCCACUCUGCUCCCUGGUCUGCGGGCCGUGGGCAGACCUCAGACCCUCCCCCCUGCACCUGUGCUGCCUGCAGGGGAGGGCAGAGGCAGUUCUCCUCACCUCCCUGUCCCAGUGCUAACCGCCCCAUGUCCCCCUCCUCGCCCCCCUGUGCAGGACAUGAACCGGCUGGGAGUGGCGUCCAGGCGCGCCCGCGUGGAAGGAGGGCAGCUCGGAGGAGACGAGUGGACGCGCCACGGCUCCUUUGUCAACAAGCCCACCCGCGGCUGGCUGCACUCCGACAAUGUGGUCAGCAGCGCCGGCGUCUCCUACAGUGUACGGUACAUGGGCUGUGUGGAGGUGCUUCAGUCCAUGCGCGCCUUAGACUUCAACACCAGGACACAGGUCACCAGGGAGGCCAUCUCAGUGGUGUGUGAAGCCGUUCCCGGAGCAAAAGGAGCCCAGCGCAGGAGGAAGCCGUCUUCUCGCUGCCUGUCCUCCAUCCUCGGAAAGAGUAACCUGCAGUUUGCCGGAAUGACAAUCAGCCUCACCAUCUCCACCAGCAGCCUCAACCUGCUGGCGGCCGACUGCAAACAGAUAAUCGCCAACCAUCACAUGCAGUCCAUCUCCUUUGCCUCUGGAGGAGAUCCCGAUACUGCUGAGUAUGUAGCAUAUGUGGCCAAAGAUCCAGUCAACCAGCGAGCGUGUCACAUCCUGGAGUGUUCGGAGGGUUUGGCCCAGGAGGUCAUCAGCACCAUCGGUCAGGCCUUCGAACUGCGCUUCAAACAGUACCUGAAGAAUCCACCCAAACUGGUCACUCCACACGACAGAAUGGCCCCUUUCGAUGGCUCGGCCUGGGAGGAAGAGGACGAAGAGGUGGCUCCUCCUCCUCCUCCCGAUGUCCCAUACUACAACAACUUUCCUGGGAAACAGCCUCCCCCUGGUGGACUGAUCGACAUGAGGACGCGCCCAGGGGCCACGCUGCCGUACGGACAGCCGGGUCAGAGUGACAUCUACAAACAUCCCCUUCCACCUCUCCCAGCUGGGGCCAAAGAAGGCGGGCUUUUCGACGACCCUUCGUACGUGAACGUGGACAAACCUCGCUCUGCAGCCGCGGCCAAUGGAAACGCACACAGAGACGCUUUUGACAUGAAGCCUUUCGACGAUGCUUUGGGCGUCGCUGGACACCCCUCCUCCGCAGCGCCCCCUCUGGUGGAGCAGCUGCAGUGCGAGGCCUGGUUCCACGGCAGCUUGACCCGCAGAGAGGCCGAGCGGCUGCUGAGCAGGGAUGGGGACUUCCUGGUGCGAGAGUCUGGGACCACACCAGGACAGUACGUCCUGACGGGACAGCAGGGAGGCCAGCCCAAACACCUGCUGCUGGUCGACCCCGAGGGAGUGGUGCGCACCAAAGACCACCGGUUCGAGAGCGUGAGUCACCUCAUCAGUUACCACAUGGACAACAGACUGCCCAUCGUCUCUGCCGGCAGUGAAGUGUGCCUGCAGCAGCCCGUGGAGCGCAAGCCCUGA
This is a messenger RNA of Knipowitschia caucasica, 1767 nucleotides long. Lineage: Eukaryota; Metazoa; Chordata; Actinopteri; Gobiiformes; Gobiidae. The record is from the annotation of a GenBank genome assembly.